CUGAUGUAGCUAAAGAUUGUCAAACUGAUUUCUUUGCAAAUGGUGACAUCCACCGGAAACCUUAUCUCGUGCAACGUACAUACGAAAAUUUAACAUGUUGUUGUUUAACUUCGUGAAAGAUAAUUUUGGAAUUUUAUUCCAUAAUACCUGUAUUUUCCGAAUGCAGCAAAGUGUGGACGUAACGUUGCAGGCUCAGUAAAGUUAUCAUACAUAUUUUAUGUUGGUUAGACUCAGCAAUGCGUGUCCCUGUUUAUUCCUGCCUGGAUGCAGCUGCUUGGGUUACACUGGCUUGGAUCUGUGCAGUGGUUGCCUCCCAAAUACCUGAAGACUGGAAAUCAUACAUUUCACCGGAAAUUCUUGUUACGCACAAUGGACGAGAUUCCGUAACCUUGUUGUACAAUACGAAGUUACUCGAAGGCGAUAUUGAAGGCAUCGACCGGGACGCAGAUGUGCUAAACGUCACCGGUGUACUGGCUAACUUUCUGGAUACGUCCUUUUCAAGAUGGCCUAACGGACUCAUACCGUUCCAAAUCAGCGAAACAUUUACUGGCGAGCAACAGGUUACUAUUAAAAAUGCUUUGCAAAAGAUGUCGGGAGCAACUAAUAACUGUAACCGAUUCGUCCAGCGCGUGGACCAUCCUAAUUAUCUCAAAUUUAUCGGCAGUACAGGAUGCUCUUCUUAUAUUGGACGCAUUACGGAAGGCGAACAGAUUAUCCGCCUUGCACCUGCAUGCCUGCAACAACUGGGUGAUGUGCAGCACGAAGUCAUGCACGCUCUGGGCUUCUACCAUGAAAUGAGCCGGGCCGACCGAGACGAUUAUGUUCGAAUCAAUUACGAAACCCUUCAGCAUGAUGCCAAAUAUAAUUUUGAUAUUUUCCUGAGGAACACUCGCACGUUCGGCCUUCCUUAUGAUUACGCAUCGAUUAUGCAUUAUCCGGCGUUUGCUUUCGCAAAAGAUCCGUGGAAACCAUGCAUUAUUCCAACCACAAAGUUUCCACACUGUAUCGGACAAAGAGAUAAUCUGAGCUUUCUGGAUUCCAUCAAAAUCCAAAUUGCGUACGGCUGCAUAAACGAAUCGCAGAUCAAAGCAAUGAACUGGCUACAAUACAGCAGAAAUAACACGAUGUGCUCCAAAGUUGCGCUGCGGCCAAACGAAGAAGCAGAAAUGGAAAAGAGUUAUUACUCAAGGACGUUCAGAUGGACGUCCAUCAAGGACGUUCAGAUGGACCUUUCAGUCUGAUAACAAUCUCGUCGUGUACCGCGAGUGCGACCGGCAAAUUGCAUUCUCUACCCAUACCAACUUACGAUUUUCCAGAGCGAUACUAGGCGGUGACGGAAAUCUAGUCUUAAAAAAUUUCAAAGAUGGUUAUACGUUGAACCUGCACAACACGGCAAUAGUCGUAAUUAUUAUAAAUAUUAUACGAUCUUUAUUGCAUGGUUUCCUUUGUGUUCAACAACAAUGAUUAUACUGCGGUACCACGGACUAGCCUGCCAAAAAGGUGUUGGUAGGAGGGAACGGCAUAACGGCAUUAACGAUAUUAUUUUGCGAACUUUGUGCAAUGCCGGCAUUGAAUCAUAUCCUGAGCCUGUGGGAUUUUUGCGUGAAAACGGAAAGCGGCCGGAUGGGGCUACACGAUGGAAGUGGUACCGUGGACAACCGCUAGUCUGGGAUGUGACAUGCAGAGACACGAUGGCGGAUUCCUAUACUGACGCAACCUCGAAGUGUGCGGGCGCCGCCGCCGAACUGGCAUUCACUGUCAAGAUGGGGAAGUACAAGUCGCUUACUGAUCGUUGUCAUUUUGUUCCCAUUACAUGUGAGACAUUUGGCACUUACUGUAAUGGUACAAUUGUUUUGUUGAAAGAGAUCGGUAAGAAACUGUUUAUGCGAACAGGCGAGAGUCGUUCCACUUGCUUUUUGUUUCAACGUUUAAGUUUGGAGAUUAUGCGGGGUAACGCUAUGAGCAUAUUAUGCACAGUCCCUUCUCAUGUUAAUUGGGAUAAAUUCUUCAUUUGAUUGUAUUCGACUGAGUGGUGUUCGUUGCUGUACAUAUUGAAAAAUAAAGACAAUA
Paramacrobiotus metropolitanus is the source of this 2070-nucleotide messenger RNA. RefSeq names its product hatching enzyme 1.2-like. Bases 237 to 1241 code for a protein of 334 amino acids. The record is from RefSeq and is a predicted model, not a curated record. Gene Ontology annotation, biological process: proteolysis. Lineage: Eukaryota; Metazoa; Tardigrada; Eutardigrada; Parachela; Macrobiotidae. Gene Ontology annotation, molecular function: zinc ion binding; metalloendopeptidase activity. The transcript has 7 exons.